AUGUCUGGACGGCAUACGGCCUUGAAUAUAGUGGAUGAAAUCAAAUUGAUUCUUGAUGCUUAUCACUUGGAUUUAACUCAAGUGUACUCAAUAUCUAGCGACAAUGGUAGCAACAUGUUGAACGCAGCGGAAAUUUUAACUCAGGAGCAGCAAGCCGAACUGAUUGAUCAGUUUAUAGAACAUAACGGGGGAGGCUUUUACGAUGUGGCUAGCGGGUUGACUCAAAUGGAAAAAUAUGACGAGGAGCUCGGUAAAAUUGACACCAUCCGUGAAGAACAAAUGGUUGAGCAUCUUGCUCCGGGCUCAACUAUUGAAGUUAUGAGAUGCGGUGCGCAUACUGUGAAUUUAGUCAUCAAAGAUUCAAUCAAACAAAUGAAUUGUGAAACAAAUCUAAGAGAAAUUCGUAAGGUAGUGAAACGUUCGAAAGCUAUAGUUUUUCGGCCAAUAUUCCAAAUUCACAAUGCUCCGGUGCCGGUACUGGAUUGUGAUACUCGUUGGGGAACCACACCUAUUAUGGUUGACUCGUUCCUGCAAUUGGUACUUCUUGAAAAACAAAUACAAACUGUUGAUCCAAAAUACAACAUCGAGAAAUCUUUGAUUAGAUUUGCCGAGGAAUUCUGUAAAGCAUUCAAACCGAUGGUCACGCUUCUGAAAAACUUACAAAAAGGACAACUAACAGUAGGUGAUUUGUAUCGAUAUUAUUGGAUAGAAGCUCGCAUCGCGCUGCAAAAACUAAGGCACACGAAUAGUUUUGCGUCAGCUCUUAUAGAAAAUUUAUCCAAACGGAAGGACAAAUUGUUCGAAAACAAAACAUUCCUUGCCGGGCUUUUUAUGGAUCCACGGUUUAACUUCAAGGACACGCCUUAUCUAACUAGUGAGCAGAAAAACAUAGCAAUCGACCAUUUACUCAAUACGUAUAAAGUCAUUACUAUGAGAAAGAUUGAAAUGGAAAGAAAAAAUGAUAGUCAACCAACGAGUGCGCCUAUACAUUCAACUCUUUCCGAAUCGGAUUUACUGGUUGAGGAAGACUGUAGAGCAACAUCGAGUCAACCAGUACGGUCAGGUAUCAAUGAAGACGAUCUGAUAAUCAAAUUGCAUGAUGGUAAAAUCAACUUGGCCUUCCCUGAAGGUGGAGGUAGGACCUACGCGGUCAAGGUGAGGAUUCAAAGCCAUUUUGGUAAGCUGCUUAAGAUGGAGAAGCUAGAGGACGGCUCAACGGUUCGAGCCACCUCCCACCCUGUUUAUAAUCAAGUCAAGUUCAUCAUGUACUGCCGGGAUGUUAUCGGCUACAGUACAGAGGAAUUACGUCAGGAGCUGGAAGAACAAGGCGUUGAAGCGGUACACCAUACUUCAAAGAAGGUUGUCGAAGAGAACCCAACGCUUCCCACAUUUUCGUUCUUCAAUGAACAAUCGUUUAAGUAUAAUUAUGGGUAA
Armigeres subalbatus is the source of this 1434-nucleotide messenger RNA. RefSeq lists its product as uncharacterized. The coding region runs from base 1 to 1434 and encodes 477 amino acids. The transcript has 4 exons. Lineage: Eukaryota; Metazoa; Arthropoda; Insecta; Diptera; Culicidae. The record is from RefSeq and is a predicted model, not a curated record.